ACAGCAAGAGGAUCCUUAAAAGCUUUGGGUUAAGAUUCUAAAUGUCACAUUCUUGCCUUAAGUGAAAACCGCUUCUAUAAAUAUCAGAUGGGGGAAAUACCUGCAAGAAGUUUUUAGAAAUGCAGCUACUUUUACUAACUUAAUGAAUUCUGCAUUGGCUGUUGGCGGUUCUCACACUCAAACAGAUUAUGGAGAUCUCUUGUGGAGAUUAUAAUCAUUUUGAUCAGUCCUCAGUAACUGUAUUUAGGCCUAUAGGAUUUUAGUUACUAUUUUAAGUUACAGCAAAAAUUACAAACUUGUGAUAAAAAUACGACAGACAAAAAUAUCCUAAACUGCUUCAGUUGGUUACCACAGAAACUGAGUAUCUGUAGGAACAUUAAGCAAUGUGACAAAAAGGCCUGUACUGUAUCUGUCAGGGUGAUUUUUUUGUUCAGAUGUAACGUGAGGAUACACCUUCAUCCUCUGCAGACCUGUGAUUUUUAUGUCAGAGCUCACCGAGACACUCCACCAUUCCCUGCACUGAGAAAAUGAAUGAACUGUUAUACUCUAAGCCCCCCAUCAUGACUUUUCUUCAGCCGUGCUCCACAGCAGCCGGGCUGUCGCAUCCUCUCCCUUCGCAGAGCUGCAUGGCAACGGGAGGAGGAGGCUGCUCGGGAUGAGGGAGGGUACCACGGAUCCCACGUGUCCUCCUCACCGCAGACCCAACGCAUCUCUCUUCGCUUUCCCAUCCCUUCGUUUCCGCAUACCGCAGAUUCGCAUAGCCUAUACACACAUACAACACACACACACACACACAAGCUCGCCCAUACACUCAUACGCACCCGCGCAGCCUUGCGGAGCUAUGCAUCCGCGGUGCGCACUCUCCCGUUCCUCCCUAUUUCCUCACUGAUCAAACUAUAGGCCUGUAUCGAUCAUCUCUCCGCCAUAGGCCUAUAGGCUAUGAUUCAUUUUUCAUUAUUCUGAUAUGCAAAUCCAAAUUCUCCGUAGCGGUGUUGGUCGGAGCUGAGAGAGAGAGAGGGGCAUAGAGAGGGGGAGAGAUGAGAGGACGCGCAUCAUCAGAUGUUUAGCAGAUUCACUUUGGAUCCUCGCCAUCAUUUCUGCUGUGCGCUUUUUCGGUCUUUUUUCCUCCCCUCCGUCGGCCGGGUUCGUGACAUUCUGCGGCUCUCUCGAUGUUGUAAUCCGGGGGAAUAUGUGAAGAUCAUGCUGGCGGUGUGGUGCUUCAUGGUCUUUGCUGCAGUGGGCGAGAGGCUUGCGGUCUCAGGUGCGGACAGGAGCCAGGUGCAGGAUGGAGGCGCGUGGAGCUGGUUUACCCCGGUGGGGCGGCCAGACAGCAGGGACACUGCUACCGAGGUCACCUAUCCAAAGCGGCUGGUGCAGCAGAUUGAGUCGGAGGAGGAAAUGGCUCACGACCACUUGGAUACCCGGGUGAAGAACAGCACUGGGGACAACACACCCGUCCACUUGGCCCGGAGCUGUUUCCAAGUGGAAGCCUUUGGACACACUUUCACUCUGGACCUAGAGUUAAACCAUCACCUCCUGUCUUCAGAAUAUGUGGAGCGGCACUUUAACCAGGAUGGCAGACCCUCGCAGUCUGUGGGAGGGGAGCACUGCUACUACCAGGGAAGGCUAAGAGGUUUACCAGAGUCCUGGGCGGCUGUUUCCACCUGCCACGGCCUGUGCGGCAUGUUCUCUGAUGGCUUCUUCUCUUAUGGGAUUGAGCCUGUUUACAAUGGGACCAAUCAGGAUGGUGGCGCUCACUUAAUCCACAGGAUGCCUGAUAUCAGACUGUCCCCCCACUGCCCAGACUGUACAGAGGACAGUGAGUGGGAUAGCAGAGGAGGUGACGGUGGUGACGAAAGGCCAGACCAAAUGAGGGAGCAGCAGGUGUCUGGGGGGCUGAGGCGAUCCAAGAGAUUUGUUCGCAAACCCUCUGUCCAGACUGAGACCAAAUAUAUUGAGUUGAUGGUGGUCAACGACAAUGACAUGUUUGUACAGCUGCGUCGCUCAAGCAGCCAAACCAAGAACUUUGCCAAAGCAGUGGUCAACAUGGCAGAUGCGAUCUACAAGGAACAGCUGAACACGAGGAUCGUGCUGGUUGCCAUGGAUACCUGGACCUCUAAAAAUAUGAUGCCAGUGGUCGAAGACCCAUUGAUAACACUGCAGAACUUCAUGAAGUACAGGAAGGACAACAUCAAAGAUCAGAGUGAUGUUGUCCAUCUUUUCUCAGGGCGUACAUUUCACAGUAGCCGCAGUGGGACAGCCUACACAGGAGGAGUGUGCUCCUUAACGAGGGGAGGAGGAAUCAAUGAGUAUGGGAAUGUUGGCGCAAUGGCUAUUACUUUGUGUCAGAGUCUCGGCCAGAACAUCGGGAUGAGGUGGAACAACGCCCGUAACUCUGCAGGAGACUGCAGGUGCCCAGAUGCCUGGCUGGGCUGCAUCAUGGAAGACACGGGAUAUUAUCUGCCCAGAAAGUUUUCUCGCUGCAGCGUUGAUGAGUACAUCCAGUUCUUGCUCCAGGGGGGCGGGAGCUGCCUCUUCAACAAGCCCAACAAGCUGUUUGAUCCUCCGGAGUGUGGGAAUGGCUUUGUGGAGCCAGGGGAGGAGUGUGAUUGCGGAUCCCAGGUGGAGUGUGCCCGUAGCGGAGGCACCUGCUGUAAAAAGUGCACGCUUACCCAUGAUGCCAUGUGCAGUAAUGGACUCUGCUGCAGUAGCUGCAAGUAUGAGCGGAGAGGCGUGGUGUGUCGAGACGCGGUGAACGACUGUGAUAUCCCAGAGACCUGCACCGGAGACUCCAGCCAGUGCCCUCAUAAUGUCCACAAGCUGGAUGGCUACAUGUGUGAUAGCAGUCAGGGCCGAUGUUAUGGUGGACGAUGCAGGACCCGUGAUGGACAGUGUAGGGGACUCUGGGGCUAUAAUUCAGCAGACAGGUUUUGUUAUGAGAAGCUGAAUGCUGAGGGGACAGAAAAAGGCAACUGUGGUCCAGGUCCUGAUGGCCAGGGCUGGCUGCAGUGCAACAAGCCGGAUGUUUUAUGCGGCUUCUUGUUCUGUGCCAAUGUGACGAUGAAGCCAAAGUUUGGAGACCUACAGGGUGAGGUGACCAGCUUCACCCUCUACCAUCAGAACAAGUACCUGGACUGCAGAGGUGGCCAUGCUCUGCUGGAGGAUGGCUCCGAUCUGGGCUAUGUGGAGGACGGCACUCCCUGCGGUCCCAACAUGAUGUGUUUGGAGCGACGCUGCCUCCCUGUGGCGGCAUUCAACCUCAGCAGCUGUCCAGGAUCCAACUUUGGCCGCAUCUGUUACCACGGGACCUGCAGUAACGAGGUGAAGUGUAUCUGUGACAGGGACUACACAGGGAAGGACUGCAGCGUCUUUGAUCCCAUCCCUGAGCCCACAGUCCCAACAGGCCCAGAGAAGAAAGGUCCCAGUGGCACCAAUAUCAUAAUAGGGUCCAUCGCAGGUGCUAUUCUCCUGGCAGCUAUAGUCCUAGGGGGAACAGGAUGGGGAUUUAAGAACAUUCGAAGAGGAAGAUCUGGUGGCGGAUAAGACGUCUGUCUGUGUUUCUGUCUCUCUGUCCUGUCUACUUCCCGUCUUCCUCCUCGCACUGUGUCAUUUCCACAUCGGAGAAGAGGGGAACACACACACACAAAAAAAGUCUUCCACUCCUGUCCCAAGAAUCUCUCCAAAACCUCUUCCGAUUAUCGUUUCCUCCACACUCCUGUCUCGCUCCUUUCGUCUAUCCUCCUGCCAGGCUCCGCGGAGCUCCUCUCACCUCUCACCAGCCAAAUCAUACUCAUGUGGCUGCUGCCAGCAGGCCACUGAAGAUUGUGUCCGGGCCACGCCUAGAGUGAGCAGGUGGCUCUCCCUGUGGGAGACACCGGGGUCUUCCUCCAGUCUGGUGGCUCUAAGAAUGUGCUUUGGUGUCUGUGUACCUCCUUCCCUGACAUUUCGGACAGUCUGAUAAAGAACAUAUCAAUGGCGGACCAAU
Molecule: messenger RNA, 3985 nt
Organism: Lates calcarifer (barramundi perch)
Lineage: Eukaryota; Metazoa; Chordata; Actinopteri; Centropomidae
Product: disintegrin and metalloproteinase domain-containing protein 11-like
Biological process (GO): proteolysis
Molecular function (GO): metalloendopeptidase activity
Source: RefSeq, a predicted model, not a curated record